GAGGUGAACCAUGUUCUUAUUGCUGUAUUCCAAGGAAUGAACGUUGCUGAAAACAGCCCUGAAGUCCGUCUUGCUGCAACAAGGGCUCUAUGUAAUGCCCUGGAGUUUGCACAGACCAACUUUAAAAAUGAGAUGGAACGGAAUUACAUCAUGAAGAUGGUCUGUGAGACGGCCUUGUCUAAGGAGGUAGAUAUUAGGCAGGCUGCUUUUGAGUGUCUUGCUUCAAUUGCUUCAAGGUACUAUGUGGUGCUUGAGCCUUAUAUGCAGGCUCUCUUUGAGCUUACGUCAAAUGCUGUAAAGGGGGAUGAAGAGGCCGUUGCCCUCCAAGCAAUUGCAUUUUGGAGCUCCAUUUGUGAUGAAGAAAUAGAGCUUCAAGAAUUUGGGAGUGGUGAGAGUGGGGACUCUGUGCCACAUUCACGUUUUAUAGAAAAAGCUCUGACGUCUCUAGUUCCAAUGCUGCUGGAAACUUUGCUGAAACAGGAAGAAAAUCUAGACCAAAAUCACAACAUUUGGAAUAUUGCGAUGGCUGGCAGGACAUGCCUAAAACUUGUUGCCAGGACUGUUGGGGAUGCCAUUCUACCCCUUGUGAUGCCAUUUGUGGAGGCUAACAUAGCGAAGCCAGAUUGGCACUGUCGCGAGGCAGCCGCAUUCGCAUUUGGCUCAAUCAUUGAAGGCCCAACCACUGAGCAGCUAUCUGGUCUGGUCCAUGCAGGUUUAGAUUUCCUGCUAACAUUAAUGAAGGAUGAAAACAACCAUGUCAAAGACACUACUGCUUGGACUCUCAGUUGUAUAUUUGAGCUUUUGCACCAUCCUGCUCGGGGAUUUUCUGUGAUUUCUGCUGAUAACCUUCCAGGGGUGGUGAGAGUAUUGUUGGAAGGCACAACGGAUGCUCCAAAUGUUGCAGAGAAGGUCUGUUGCGCCAUUUCUCACCUUUGCCAAGGGUAUGAGGAAGCAGGAACCUCUUCCUCUCUCUUUACUCCAUAUGUCCCAGCCAUCAUUGAAUGUCUUCUUUCCACUGCUAGUCGUCCAGAUGGGAAUGAUUCUAGAUUGAGGUCUAUUGCAUGUAAAUCAGUGAAUGCGGUCGUAAGGUAUUCCAAUAUUGUAGAAACAUCACAAAUUAUAGUUCAGCUACUCCCUGUGAUCAUGAAUAAAUGUUCCGACCAUGGCCGGUGCUUUCCUCAGGGCUAA
Molecule: messenger RNA, 1188 nt
Organism: Prunus avium (sweet cherry)
Lineage: Eukaryota; Viridiplantae; Streptophyta; Magnoliopsida; Rosales; Rosaceae
Source: RefSeq, a predicted model, not a curated record